Sorghum bicolor (sorghum) is the source of this 723-nucleotide messenger RNA. Its product is annotated as RNA polymerase II transcriptional coactivator KIWI. NCBI's taxonomy places the organism in Eukaryota, Viridiplantae, Streptophyta, Magnoliopsida, Poales, Poaceae. The record is from RefSeq and is a predicted model, not a curated record. Gene Ontology annotation, biological process: positive regulation of transcription initiation by RNA polymerase II. The coding region runs from base 69 to 374 and encodes 101 amino acids. The transcript has 4 exons. Gene Ontology annotation, cellular component: transcription regulator complex; nucleus. Gene Ontology annotation, molecular function: DNA binding; transcription coactivator activity.
CUUUGGAAGCGGUAGAGGGGCACCGAUUCGAACGAUCCAGUCGCUCCAGUCCAAUCUCAGCAAGGAAGAUGUGGGGGAAGGGAAAGAAGCGUUUCGGCGGCGGCGGCGAGCCGGCGGCCAAGCGGCAGGCCGCCGGGGACGAAGGCCCCUCCGAACCCGCCGAAGACGGUACGGUCGUAGCCGAGAUAUCGAAGAACAAGAAGGUGUCUGUUAGGAACUGGAAAGGCAGGGUCUUCGUUGACCUCCGCGAGUUCUACGUCAAGGACGGCAAGUCUCUCCCCACCCGCAAAGGUAUAUCACUCCAGUUAGAUCAGUGGAAGAUAUUGAGGGACAAUAUCAAAGCCAUAGAUGAGGCCAUCAAGGAGAACACAUGAUGGGAGCCGCCAAGCAGUCACGUUUGGGCAAACUUUUGCCUCUCGUCUGACGCCUGAUGCAUGGAAGUAGUGUCAAGACUGGUUUUUGUUGCCCAUAUGCUGCCGUGUGCCAUGUUGCUUUUGUGCACUUGACCACCUGCUGUUGUAGGUGGCCGCAUGGUCGAAAGGUUUGGUUUCUGCCUCGUCGUAUGUAAACCUUGGAUGUCAGAACUUGUCACUAUUAUCUUGUAGUUGUAGCCAAAACCAGUUUGGUAGGAGUGCAGAACUAAGAUUUGGUGUAAAAAUGAUUCGGUUUCUUACUUGCUUUAUUAUGCGAUUAAUAUGCCAACAAGCAUUGCUGUUUGGGAUU